Carya illinoinensis is the source of this 2496-nucleotide messenger RNA. RefSeq names its product ETHYLENE INSENSITIVE 3-like 3 protein. The record is from RefSeq and is a predicted model, not a curated record. The transcript has 2 exons. Gene Ontology annotation, molecular function: DNA binding; DNA-binding transcription factor activity. NCBI's taxonomy places the organism in Eukaryota, Viridiplantae, Streptophyta, Magnoliopsida, Fagales, Juglandaceae. Gene Ontology annotation, cellular component: nucleus. Bases 391 to 2199 code for a protein of 602 amino acids.
CAACGAGGAGUACUGAAAUACGAUGCACCAGAUUUCGUCAUAGGUGGUGUCGCAGUAUCAACUAUCGUGAAUGGCUGCCUGCCUCCAAGGUGGUUUUGUCCCUUUUGACACCAAGUAGCACCUUUGGCCGCCUACUCUCUCUCUCUCUCUGAAAUUUCCAGCUACUUUCUGUGGCACAAGUCGCGUCCCUCUUUUGGAUUCUUCUUUUAUCUUCCUCUCUUAUAUAUUGUCAGCUGCUCGAUAGGAAAAAGGAUAUCGAAAAGCCAACUUUGCGGGAUUGCGAAUUCAUUUUCAACUCUAGGAUUCCUAAAAAAAUGAGAUGAUUGAAAGAAGUUGGAGAUAUUGGUGCUGAAAUUUGUAGCCAAGUACGGGCUCUUGUAAUUUGACUCAAUGGAGCAGCACCUUAUGAUGGUUGAUGACACAUUGGGCGACAGUUCAGAUAUAGAAGUUGACGACAUAAGGUGUGAAAACAUAGCAGAGAAAGAUGUUAGUGAUGAAGAGAUUGAAGCAGAAGAAUUGGAGAAGCGGAUGUGGAAAGACCGUAUCAGACUCAAAAGGAUUAAGGAAAGACAAAAACUUGCAGUGCAGCAAGCUGCAGACAAGCAGAAGGCAAAGUCGACCACCGAUCUGGCUCAGCGGAAGAAGAUGUCUAGAGCACAAGAUGGCAUUCUCAAGUAUAUGCUGAAGCUAAUGGAUGUGUGCAAAGCUCGUGGAUUUGUGUAUGGUAUCAUUCCUGAGAAGGGUAAGCCAGUGAGUGGUGCUUCAGAUAACAUUAGAGCUUGGUGGAAAGAAAAGGUGAAGUUUGAUAAGAAUGGGCCAGCAGCCAUAGCCAAGUAUGAAGCUGAGUGCCUUGCCAUGAGUGAGGCAGAUGAUAUACGAAAUGGGAACUCUCAAAGCAUUCUCCAAGAUCUGCAAGAUGCAACUCUCGGAUCGCUUUUAUCUUCUUUGAUGCAACACUGUGACCCCCCUCAAAGGAAGUUCCCGCUAGAUAACGGACUUGCGCCUCCUUGGUGGCCAACUGGAAAUGAAGAUUGGUGGGUGAAAUUAGCAUUGCCCCAUGGUCAAAGCCCUCCUUAUAAGAAACCACAUGAUUUAAAGAAGAUGUGGAAAGUUGGAGUGUUAACAGCUGUAAUAAAGCAUAUGUCUCCUGAUAUUGCAAAGAUAAGGAGGCACGUCCGCCAGUCAAAGUGCUUACAGGAUAAGAUGACAGCCAAGGAGAGUGCAAUAUGGUUGGGAGUUUUAAGCAGAGAGGAUGCCCUCAUUCAGCAGCCAAGUAGUGAUAAUGGGACAUCUAGUGUAACUGAUUUGCGACGUGGUGGUCAUGGUGGAAAUAAGCGAGCUGCAAUUAGUAGUGAUAGUGACUAUGAUAUAGAUGGCGUUGGCGAUGGUGUUGGUUCUGUUUCAUCUAAAGAUGAUCGGAGAAAUCAACUGACAGAUGUAGAAACUUCAGACAAUCAACGCAAUACUACUCCUCUCCAAGAUAAAGAUACAGGGGAAAAACAAAAUAGGAGAAAAAGAGGCCGUUUCAGAUCAAAAUUUGCUGAUCAAUUGCCUGCAACGUCUCACAAUGAACAUCCACAUAUCGAGCCAAGAAUCACUGUGCCUGAUGUAAACCACACUGACGGGCAGUUGGUUGGAUUCCAGACCGAUGGUGAUCAGCAGGAAGAUGAUACAAUGACAGAUUUGAGGCCCCUGGAGAAAAAUAUUGGCCAACUCCAGUUACCUGCGUCUGAGUUGAAUCAUUUCUCUUCUCUACCUUCUGAAAAUGUAGUUUCCACACAGAGCAUGCAUGUGGAUGGGAGGCCUUUGCUUUAUCCUAUGGCGCAAAACACAGAGAUGCAUCAUGGAACUGCUGGCAACUUUUAUAGUCCAUUGGUGCAAUACGGGAACACUCAUGACUGGCAGCAGUCGCAGAUUCCGAUGAAUGAACUUCAAAUUAGGCCAGAGGAAUUUGGAGUCCAUGCACCAACACACAGAAGUGCAAAUGAGAUUCCUGUUGGAGAUUUGCACUACCAUGUAAAGCACACGUUUAACAAUGAGCAACAUCAACAUAUUGAUCCGCAGUUUGGGUCUGCCAUUGAUAGCCUGUCAUUAGACUGUGGAGGAUUGAACAGCCCCUUCGAUUUUGGAAUUGAUGGCAUAAGUCAAUUUGAUGACUUUUUACGUGACGAAGAUUUGAUCGAAUGCUUUGGUGCUUAAUUACAGCAGAUAACUAUACUUCAGAGCUUAGAUUGUAAGUGAUGUUUCUAUGGCUAACAUGCAUCUGACUUCAGUACUCGCUUAAAGGAUUUUGCCUUGCGACUCUUGUUUUGAUCCUAUUUAUUUAUUUAUUAUUUUCGCAUUUGGAGGAGGAUUGCUACCCAAUGUUCAUCGCCUUGCAUCUAUCUGGAGAGUCCUUCAUCCAUCAGAGAGGAUUUGUAGAGGUGGAAGGGCUUUUGUAAUUUCAUUAAAAAAAUUUACGUCCUGAUUAGUAAAUAAAACAAGGAAUGAAGAACA